This is a messenger RNA of Cucumis melo (muskmelon), 1852 nucleotides long. Its product is annotated as protein FIZZY-RELATED 3. The transcript has 10 exons. The record is from RefSeq and is a predicted model, not a curated record. Gene Ontology annotation, biological process: positive regulation of ubiquitin protein ligase activity; anaphase-promoting complex-dependent catabolic process; positive regulation of anaphase-promoting complex-dependent catabolic process. Gene Ontology annotation, molecular function: ubiquitin ligase activator activity; anaphase-promoting complex binding; protein binding. Lineage: Eukaryota; Viridiplantae; Streptophyta; Magnoliopsida; Cucurbitales; Cucurbitaceae. The coding region runs from base 218 to 1645 and encodes 475 amino acids. Gene Ontology annotation, cellular component: anaphase-promoting complex.
UUCCUAUUUCAUCCCGCUCCCUCUCAAUAUAAAUCCUACCAAAAAAAUUCGACCGUUAUAUUCAAAAGAAAAACCUCCUUCUGUGCUUGAGAAGAGAAAAAAAACUAAACAGAGGAAACUCUUCAUUGGUUUUCUCUGUUGCAUUCAAAUUAUCAAGCACAUAACCCAUUUCCCCCCCUUUCUUUCUUACAUCAAAGAAUCAAGAAAGAAACCAAGAAUGGAUUCACCUCAAGCAAGAAAAUCUGGGCUUAAUCUCCCAGCUGGAAUGGCCGAACGGUCGCUUCGGCUCGAGACGUUUUCGGGUUCUUUUCGAGCUAUAUCAAACUUGUCGUCUCCUUCGAAAACCUCAACUUGCAGCGACAGAUUCAUUCCGUGCAGAUCGUCGUCCAGGCUGCACACAUUCGGGCUGAUUGAAAAAGCCUCCCCUGUGAAAGAAGGGGGAAAUGAAGCUUAUUCAAGGUUGUUGAAAACAGAGCUUUUUGGAUCUGAUUUUGGUUCUUUUUCACCUGCAGGUUCUCAAGGUCAAGGCUCUCCUAUGAGCCCCAGCAAGAACAUGCUCAGGUUCAAAACAGAUCACUCUACUCCAAAUUCACCUUAUUCCCCCUCAAUUUUCAGCCAAGAUGCUGGUUAUUCUUCGGAAAUCUCAACCCCGCCGAAGCCGCCUCGAAAAGUCCCCAAGACACCUCAUAAGGUUUUGGAUGCGCCAUCGCUUCAAGAUGAUUUCUACUUGAAUCUUGUGGAUUGGUCAUCACAGAAUGUGUUGGCUGUAGGACUUGGAACGUGUGUUUAUUUAUGGAGUGCAUCAAAUUGCAAAGUCACUAAGUUGUGUGAUUUGGGACCUAAUGACGGUGUAUGUUCCGUCCAAUGGACAAGAGAGGGUUCCUACAUAUCAAUUGGUACAAACCUGGGUCAAGUUCAGAUAUGGGAUGGGAGUCAAUGCAAGAAAGUUAGAACCAUGGGAGGGCAUCAAACAAGAACUGGUGUUUUGGCAUGGAAUUCUAGGAUAUUAGCAUCAGGAAGCCGGGACCGUAAUAUUCUUCAACACGAUCUCCGGGUUGCUAGUGAGUUUGUGAACAAACUCGUAGGCCAUAAAUCUGAGGUUUGUGGGCUUAAAUGGUCAAACGAUGACAGAGAGCUCGCUUCUGGUGGAAAUGACAAUCAGCUUUUAGUAUGGAACCAGCAUUCACAGCAGCCAGUAUUGAGACUAACUGAGCACACAGCAGCAGUUAAGGCCAUUGCUUGGUCGCCGCACCAGAGCGGCCUUCUUGCAUCUGGAGGUGGAACUGCUGAUCGAUGCAUUCGCUUCUGGAAUACUGCAAACGGCCACCAGUUGGAGAGUGUUGACACCGGAAGCCAGGUUUGCAAUCUUUCAUGGAGUAAAAAUGUAAAUGAACUUGUGAGUACACAUGGGUAUUCACAGAAUCAGAUUAUGGUGUGGAAGUAUCCAUCAAUGGGGAAGGUUGCUACUCUAACUGGACACACAAUGAGAGUGUUGUACUUGGCAAUGUCUCCUGAUGGUCAGACCAUUGUAACAGGUGCGGGAGAUGAAACUCUUAGGUUCUGGAACAUCUUCCCAUCAAUGAAAACUCAGACACCAGUCAGAGAUACCGGCCUGUGGUCAUUAGGACGAACGCAAAUUAGGUGACGAAGAGAUCCUUUCAAUAGCAAGCCUGUUUUUCAUUCAUUCAUUCAUUUUGUAAAUGAGUAGCACUCUUUGGAAUUCUCCCAAAGCAAGCAUUUUAAUAUGUGUCGUGAGAAGUGUUCUUAACUUGUAGAAAGUUUCAUUUUGUUUCUGAAAUUUCAUAUGCAAAUGAUAUCAACAAAAGAGACUGUCCUUUUAGUUCUUGGUUCA